UUUUUAAAAAAAAAAUUAAAAAAAAUAGAAGAUUUUUAAGUUAAAAUAUCCGAGUAAUAUAGGUGUUUAGUUUGUGGUGAAGAAGAGGAAUCGACGGAACAUAUCAUUCGCAAUUGUCCAGCGGCUAGAUUGGUAUGGAGAAAGCUCGGUGUAUCUUAGAGCAGACUUGCUGAUCCGAGUAGUUUCUUUGAUUGGAUGUUGAAUAAUGGUGAUAAGGAAAAUCUGGAGUGGGGUGAUGAAUGGCCGAGGGUAUUCGCAGUAACUUGUUGGUGGCUGUGGAAGUGGAGGAACGAGAGAAACUUUAAUCGUUCUCCGCAAAUCCCAAUUGACCAGGUGAGUUUUAUUUUUGCUCGUGUAGGCCUAAUUAAACAGGCUAUGGAAAAAGAUAUUAUGGGCCUUAACAAGAGUAGAAAGAGGAGGGAAGAAGUGUUAGUAGGAUGGAAAAAACCUGAUGUGGGGUGGGUGAAAUUGAAUACUGACGGUGAAGCGAAAGGUAAUCCCGGCUUGGCUGGAGCAGGGGGAAUAAUCAGGGGAUGCAUUGGCGAAUUAUUUGAAGUAUUUGCGUUGAAGUGUGGAGUGUGUACCUGCACGAGAGCUAAACUCGUUGCUGUGAUGAAAGGUUUGAUGAUAGCAUGGGAUGGGGGUCAUCGAAAGAUCCAGCUUAUGGUAGAUUCGGAAGUCGUUGUCCGUAUGUUAGUUGGAGACCCUCCAAUUAACUCUCACUUUAUUUCAUAUCAUCCGCAAAUGCAGAGCAUUGAUUCUCCAUAGAGAGUGGGAAAUCGAGAUUUCUCAUUGCUAUAGAGAAGCUAACAAAGCAGCCGACUGGUUAGCUAAUUUUGCGGUGAAGGCGGAGCAAAACUUCAUCUCUUUGAAGCGGUCCUAAGGGAUCUUUGGGCCGUUUUAUUGGAGGACUUGAGUGGAGUGGUGUGGCCAAGGGUGGUAAAGGAGGUUCGAAGGGGAAUAAUGUAGCUUAGCUACUAUUUAGGUGUAGUUUUUAUUUCUGUUUUCUUUGUUUGUUUUUGUUUCUUUAGUUGCUUUUUGUAAUUCCUUUUGGGGCUUGCCCCUCUUCUCCACCAAAAAAAAAAAAAAAAAAAUUCAAUUCAGCUCCAUCGUAAACAAUUCAUUUUAGCUCUAUUCACUUCAACUCAGCUAAGUAGGCCCGCCUUAAAAGGUUCGCUUGAUGGCUUAAGGUUCCGAGUUGGUAUACCCGUUUAAUUACCUUGAUCGAGGAUCGACGGCGUCAUAUCAUAACACAAGUGCCAAACCAAACAGCCAAAUCGUGCUUCUCCUAACGCUUCCUCCUUCCUUUUUCCUCAUUCCCCCAAAUUGAUUUGUAUCACAUUCCAACUUUUCCAGAAAUUCAACUCAUUCACUCACCAGAUACUUGUCAAUUGUGGUGAUGGAUCGGUCAGAAAUGGUAGAGACAUCUUGUCAGGAUCCUAUUAACAAAGAUAGCGGUGUGGAAAUCACGUGCUUUUCAGAUGCAGUAGAUGAGACACCUGUUCAUUUUCAGAUAAUGCGCUUUAACAAACAGAUUUAUGCAUGGAUUGGCUGCAUCUCUGCUAAACUCGGGCAUCUUCAUGCUGCUGGCCCGACAAGACCUAACAAUACCGUGAGCGUGACUUCAAUACUUGGGGGCACUUCUGAUAAUACUGGUGUUGGCAUUGCUCGUCGGUUAGUGCUUCGGACUGGGUUGAAUAUUAUAUUGGCUUGCAAUCUCCCGAAGGGUAACCCAUUGCUAGAGAUUGGUGCUGAGAAGAAGCUGCUAGAGAAGUUAACGAGUCUCGGAUACACAAAACCAAGAUCGGAUAAUCUACCUCAAUAAUAAAAGAUGGGUCUGCAUUUCUGGAGAAUAGAGACCAGAGAAACCCUCUAUGCAUGACCUCCUCUCUGAUGAAUAUUUGUGUGUUGAAGUCUACUACGUAUGAUGAUUAACAUUGCAACGUUUUGAGGAUGCCGUGGUUGCAGAUGGAUGAAGCUACUGUGAGGAUGCUAGCUUGAUUGAUAUAACAAACACUAAUUGAUUAGUUGAUGCUGCUUGGAUAUACCUGGUGCUCCUGUGAGAUUUGUAACUGAUUUGAAUUUUUAUUUUUUUAAAAAAAAUAGAGAAAGAGAUUGAAAUGAAUAGUACAAAGUUGCAAGAAAGUUGAUUUUCUCAUUUUCCUUUUUCUGGUUUGUUGAAGGAUAUAGUUGAUUUCUGUAGGUUAAACCUGGAAAAUAUAGUCUUGUGUAUGAUAAAAAUGCCACAAUUUCCUCUCUA
Messenger RNA from Chenopodium quinoa (quinoa), 2260 nucleotides. Its product is annotated as proteasome assembly chaperone 4-like. Gene Ontology annotation, biological process: proteasome assembly. Bases 1400 to 1825 code for a protein of 141 amino acids. Lineage: Eukaryota; Viridiplantae; Streptophyta; Magnoliopsida; Caryophyllales; Amaranthaceae. The record is from RefSeq and is a predicted model, not a curated record. The transcript is spliced from 6 exons.